This is a messenger RNA of Magnusiomyces paraingens, 1401 nucleotides long. RefSeq lists its product as uncharacterized. Lineage: Eukaryota; Fungi; Ascomycota; Dipodascomycetes; Dipodascales; Dipodascaceae. Bases 1 to 1401 code for a protein of 466 amino acids. Gene Ontology annotation, molecular function: oxidoreductase activity. The transcript has a single exon. The record is from RefSeq and is a predicted model, not a curated record. Gene Ontology annotation, cellular component: endoplasmic reticulum; plasma membrane.
AUGCUUUACCAACUGGCAUCUUUUCUACUCUUUACAAUUGCAGUCCUCGCAACAGCCCACCAUCUUGCGUUACUCCCGCCACGCCUUCUUCGAGCACUUGCUGCAAGAUCUCGCAACAAAUCUUACCAUAGUAGUAGUAGUACCAGCAAUAAUAAUAAUAAUAAUAAUAAUAACAACACUUUAUCAUCAACACAACCACAACCACAACCACAACUACCACCAACAACAACUAUAAAAACAACCUCAUCUUCACCGAAUUCACACAACUACCAAUCACCAAUAGACACUGAAUUAGGACCUCCUCUUGAUCUUGAUGACAUUGAAAAUGACGCCAAUAAUGGAACUUCUUCUACUACUUCAGGUUCAUUCUUAAGUGCAUCUUCAGUCCUUCAUCGAAACCAUCGUAAACCUUCUUCAUUCCCUCUUAUUCACAAAUCCUUUCUCUCAGAAUCAACUGCAAUUUAUAGAUUUGCUCUUCCAAGUCCUACAGACACUUUGGGAUUAACUCCAGGACAACAUAUUACAGUUCUGGCACCUAUCCAUGGGAAAAUCCUAAGUCGCAGUUAUACGCCUGUAACUUUAGAUUCGGACUUUUAUACAAGCAGCAACAGCAGCAAUAGCAGCAGUAGUAGUAGUAUUAGUAGUAAAAAAAGCAAUAACAACAAUCAGUACAAUAACUAUAAUUCUAACACUAAUACUACAACUACAACUACAACUACAAACAACUAUACAAAUACAAGAGGCUACUUUGACUUGCUGGUCAAGUCUUAUCCUUUUGGAAAUGUCUCGAAACAUAUUGCUUCUCUCCCCCUAGGAGCAUGCAUCCAAGUCUUAGGACCAUCAUCAUCUACUGGGUCUUUUGUCUAUUCUCCUCUCAUGGCCAGACAUCUCAACAUUAUUGCUUCAGGCACAGGUAUCAUUCCAAUUUAUCAGCUACUUCUUUACAUUUUUUUUUCAAAUUCUACAAACAAUUUCCAUCAUCCACAUCAUUAUUCUCAUCAUACUAAUACUACAACUACUACUACUAAUAAUAAUAGUACUAAUACCAAUGACAAUAACAAUAACAAUCACCCAUCUAUAUCCUUAAUUUACAUGAAUGAAAAUGAAAGAGAUGUUCUUCUUAAACAUCAAUUGGACUCUCUGCCAAUCCAAACAACCUAUAUUUAUACCUCUUCUCAACCUGACUCUCAAGGUUUAGAUUCUCCAGUUGUUCUCUCAAGAGAAAUCUUAACAAAACAUACACAACUUCCUGAUAAAAACAAUCACCAAUCAGUUAGACUAUUACUUUCAGGCCCUCCACCAAUGGUUUCAGCUAUGCGCAAAGUUGCUGUAGAUGCUGGCUAUUCACCUGCACGAAAAGGACUUUCUCGUCCAGAUGAUCAAAUCUUUGUUUUUCAGUAA